AUGGAGAAGAGCAAUCACACAGUCACAGAGUUCAUCCUGCUGGGCUUCUCAACAGACCCCGUGAUGCAGUUGGUCCUGUUUGUGCUCUUCCUGGGCGUGUACUCUAUGACCCUCCUGGGAAAUACCACCCUCAUAACGCUGAUCUGCAAUGACUCCCGGCUGCACACACCCAUGUAUUUUUUCAUUGGCAACCUGUCCUUCCUGGACCUCUGGUAUUCCUCUGUCUACACCCCAAAGAUCCUAGUGACCUGCAUCUCUGAGGACAAAAGCAUCUCUUUUGCUGGCUGUUUAUGUCAGUUCUUCUUCUCUGCUGGGCUGGCCUACAGCGAGUGUUACCUGUUGGCGGCCAUGGCUUAUGACCGCUACAUGGCUAUUUCCAAUCCCCUCCUUUAUGCUCAGGCCAUGUCUAGUAUGUUGUGCAUCAGUCUGGUUAUAUAUUCCUACAUUGGAGGUUUUGUGAAUGCAAUUAUUCUCACGAGCAAUACAUUCACAUUGGAUUUUUGUGGUGGCAAUGUCAUUGAUGACUUUUUCUGCGAUGUCCCACCCCUGAUCAAGUUGGCAUGUGAUGUGAAAGAGAGCUACCAGGCUGUGCUAUACUUCCUCCUGACUUCCAAUGUCAUUGUUCCCACUGUGCUUAUCCUGGCUUCUUACCUCUUCAUCAUUGCUGCCAUCUUGAGGAUUCGCUCUACCCAGGGCCGCCUCAAAGCCUUCUCCACCUGCUCCUCCCACAUCAUCUCUGUCACCUUGUACUAUGGCUCCAUCCUCUACAUCUACUCUCGCCCAAGUUCCAGCUAUUCCCUUGAGAGAGACAAAAUGGUUUCUACAUUUUAUACAGUGUUAUUCCCAAUGUUAAAUCCCAUGAUCUACAGUUUCAGAAAUAAAGACGUGAAAGAGGCACUGAAAAAACUCUUCAGGUUCACACAAUCUGAAGGGUAA
Sorex araneus (European shrew) is the source of this 936-nucleotide messenger RNA. RefSeq names its product olfactory receptor 1013-like. Lineage: Eukaryota; Metazoa; Chordata; Mammalia; Eulipotyphla; Soricidae. Gene Ontology annotation, biological process: sensory perception of smell; G protein-coupled receptor signaling pathway. The transcript has a single exon. Gene Ontology annotation, cellular component: membrane. The coding region runs from base 1 to 936 and encodes 311 amino acids. The record is from RefSeq and is a predicted model, not a curated record. Gene Ontology annotation, molecular function: G protein-coupled receptor activity; odorant binding; olfactory receptor activity.